Messenger RNA from Cebus imitator (Panamanian white-faced capuchin), 550 nucleotides. RefSeq names its product ubiquitin-40S ribosomal protein S27a-like. The record is from RefSeq and is a predicted model, not a curated record. The coding region runs from base 70 to 537 and encodes 155 amino acids. Gene Ontology annotation, biological process: modification-dependent protein catabolic process; protein ubiquitination; translation. Lineage: Eukaryota; Metazoa; Chordata; Mammalia; Primates; Cebidae. The transcript has 2 exons. Gene Ontology annotation, molecular function: structural constituent of ribosome; protein tag activity; ubiquitin protein ligase binding. Gene Ontology annotation, cellular component: nucleus; cytoplasm; ribosome.
GGAAACCCUGUGGGCCUGCACGGCGUUCUUCCUUUUCUAUUCGCCAUCUGCGGUGAAGCUGCCACCAAAAUGCAGAUUUUUGUGAAAACCCUUAGGGGGAAGACUAUCACCCUCAAGGUCAAACCCUCGGAUAAGAUAGAAAAUGUAAAGGCCACAAUCCAGGAUGAGGAAGGAAUUCCUCCUGAUCAGCAAAGGCUGAUCUUUGCUAGCAAGCAGCAGGAAGAUGGACGUACUUUGUCUGACUACAAUGUUCAAAAGGGGUCUACUCUUCAUCUUGUGUUGAGACUUCAUGGUGCUGCUAAGAAAAGGAAGAAGUCUUAUACCACUCCCAAGAAGAAUAACCACAAGAGAAAGAAGGUUAAGCUGGCUGUCCUGAAAUACUAUAAGGUGGAUAAGAAUGGUAAAAUUAGUCACCUUUGUCGAGAGUGCCCUUCUGACGAAUGUGGUGCUGGAGUGUUUAUGGCAAGCCACUUUGACAGACAGUAUUGUGGCAAAUGUUGUCUGACUUACUGCUUCAACAAACCAGAAGACAAGUAAUUGAGGUCGGAAG